Solanum dulcamara is the source of this 2390-nucleotide messenger RNA. RefSeq lists its product as uncharacterized. The record is from RefSeq and is a predicted model, not a curated record. Gene Ontology annotation, molecular function: transporter activity. NCBI's taxonomy places the organism in Eukaryota, Viridiplantae, Streptophyta, Magnoliopsida, Solanales, Solanaceae. Bases 1144 to 2025 code for a protein of 293 amino acids. Gene Ontology annotation, biological process: transport. The transcript has 5 exons.
UUAGUGCAGCAGCUGGAUCCUUAAUGCUUUUUUAUUGGGUGAAUCUUGAAAUAUCAGAAGCAAAAUCCAAUAUAGUGGUAGCCUAGCUAGUUUCCGUUUUAGCUUGUUUCAGUCCAAAUUGACCUUGUAAUUUGUAAAGGGUUUGUCUUUUUAAUGAUUUUAAGGUCAUAAAAAUACAAGGUCAACAGUUGAGGAAACUAGAGGUGAGGCAUAGUGCUUGUAAUUUCAUCUUGUUCUUGGGCAAAAGCCCCAAAAUUAGCACACUGAGUCACUCACUGUUAGCUAAAAUAUCAUCCAUGAUUGUGGGAUUACACUGGCAGGGUAAAGGCUGCGUACAUCCUACCUUGACCCCACUUGUGGGAUUACACGGAUAUGUUGUUUUGUUCUUGUACUAGUGAUACUAUGAUACUUUGGAUUCCCCAUAUUUCUCUUUGUAGUUAGGACUAAGUGUUGAUAUCAUUAAGUGCUCUUUUCUUUUAACCUUUUCACUUACCUUAACUCAAUCUUGAGCUAACUAACAGAUUUUAUGGUAAUUUAUUGUUGAUUGGGUACCAAUUAAGAAGUGCGAACACCAUUAACUUAUUUCGGGUGACAUAAAUUGUUUACCUUCAAGACAAAAGGAGUUGGAUCUCACCACUUCAGACAACAAUACCGAGUUUGUUGUUGGAGAGCGUACAUGUUAUGUUGCACCUUGGACGGCUUCCUGUUUUCCAAGAACAUUUGCAUAUCAUGGUUCACCAGAUGGUUUAGUUUAGAUUUAUUGGUUAAUGGAGCUCUAUCUGUUUAUUGAUCCAAAAUGGGAUGGAUUGGGAACAUUGAGGGCCUUUGAAGGGUUAGAUACAGGUCAUGAAUUAGUCAAUACUGCCCUUCUAGUUAGAACAUUGAAGUUGAGGACCGAAGGCAAAGCUGGGUUGUGCCUGGAAUUAGAACCUUUCAGAUAAUGAAUAAUGGUAUAAUUGGGCUAAAAAACUGACUGGUAUGAUAAGUCAGUGUUACAGGCUAGUCGUUUGAGUUUCUUAAUUGUUGCAAGUGAUGACAUAUCCCGAUGGUUUCCAUGAAGAGUGAAGGUCGAGGAAUAGAAAUGAAAGUUGAUGGUUGAUCUAUAGGUCUUGAUUUUGAUAAUCUUGUUGGCUAACAACAAAUAUGGAAGAUCUGGAUCGUGGGAAAGUCACACUGAUAGGAUCCACUAUAUGUCUUAUGCUGACUUUGCAUUUCAGCAUACAGCUAGUGACACAACAUUUUAUGUCAUGGAAGAAGCCUAAAGAGCAAAAGGCCAUAAUUAUUAUCGUCCUCAUGGCACCCUUGUAUGCUAUUAUCUCCUUCAUUGGGUUGAUCGAUUUCAUGGGAAGCAAACCCUUUUUCACUUUCUUGGAAUCUGUCAAAGAAUGUUAUGAAGCAAUUGUGAUGGCUAAGUUCCUGGGGUUGAUGUACACUUACUUGAACAUUUCCAUAAGCAAAAACAUAGUCCCUGAUGAAAUUAAGGGAAGACAGAUUCACCACUCAUUCCCAAUGACACUCUUCCAGCCUCACACUGCUCAUUUGAACCAUCAUACGUUGAAGCUUCUCAAGAACUGGACAUGGCAGUUUGUUGUGAUUCGGCCUGUAUUCUCCAUCUUAAUGAUUAUUCUACAAAUGUUUGGAGUGUACCCUAGUUGGAUUAGCUGGACCUUUACCAUCAUUUUAAACAUAUCCGUUUCACUGGCUUUGUACUCUCUUGUGGUUUUCUACCACGUGUUUGCAAAAGAGUUGGCGCCUCACAAGCCACUAGCCAAGUUCCUGUGUGUCAAAGGAAUUGUCUUUUUCGUUUUCUGGCAGGGUAUUCUGCUCAAUAUUCUGGUAGCACUAGGCAUAAUCAAAUCUCACCAUUUCUGGCUCGAGGUGGAGCGCAUACAGGAAGGUAUGCAGAAUGUACUGGUGAUUGUGGAGAUGGUUUUCUUCGCUAUCCUUAUGCGUCAUGCAUACAGUGCAGCGCCAUAUCGCCAAGAAGCUCUUACAACUACUUCAGGAGAUAAAAAGAAAGAAUGAUUAUGCAACAUGCAUUGUUGUGAAAAAUUAUCUUCAGUCAUCAGUCACUUCUUCCUAUUGCUUGUGUGUUAUAUUGGACUUGCUUGUUGAUGUAUACUAUAGAUUCUUCUAUUAAAUAAUGUAACCUUAAAUGGAGUCAGAAAUAUACAGAAAGUGGAUUAAGAAGAACUAGAGUUUUAUCAUCAGGCGGUAUUGUUUGUACUUUUAGCACCUAUUACAAGAUUUGUAGAGAUGAAAAAAGAUCUUAUUAGAACAAGACAAAUCAACUAGAACAUUUUGUGAGAGUUAUUUAGAAUUGAAUCCUUUGAUUCUGAGGCAAUGGAUACUUCAUUUGAAAUAAAACAGAGAAGCAUAUGAGCAGUUGA